CUACAGCCAGGCAGGGGCCAAGUUUCCCUCCAGGUGUUUUGGACUUCAACUCCCACCAUUCCUAACAGCAUCAGGCCCUUUCCUUUUGGGCCUGAUGCUGUUAGGAAUGGUGGGAGUUGAAGUCCAAAACACCUGGAGGGAAGGCCCAAGUUGGCUCAGGCCUGAGUUAGAUGAAUUAAAAAAUUGGGUUGCUAUGAGAUUUCGGGGCUGUAUAGCCAUGUUCCAGAAGCAUUCUCGCCCGACGUUUUGCCCACAUCUACGGCAGGCAUCCUCAGGUUGUGAGGUCGUUUGGAAACUAGGAAAUAUGACCAAGUGGCAGAAGAAGACUCCUCUGGAAUGGCUGGAUUAUGUGAAUAAGGAAGUCAAAGUGCACGCGGAGGAAAGGCAUGAAUAUAAGGGAUGGGUUUUAACAGUGGACCCAGUGUCUGCCAACAUUCUUCUGGCAAAUCUUUCUGAGAAUGGGAAAAUGUCUAUCUUGGCCAUUUUGGGACAUGCAGUACAGGAUGUUGAAAUAGUGGCUGAAGCAGAUGAUGAGAUGAAGGAGAAGCUUGCACACCUUUUCAUGCCUGAAAAAAGCCCAACUUAUAGCCAUGAAGAGUUGGAUCAAAAGAAAAACAGUUUAAAGAGCUGGCUGGAGAAAAACCAUAUCCCUGUAGAAGAACAAGGAGAAUUGCAAUCAACAUUGUGUGUGGCAGGGGUGUUAACUAUUAACCCACCAUAUGGGCCAAAAGACUGCAAUAGUUCCAAUGAAAUAAUUUUGUCUAGGGUUCAACAGUUAGUAGAAAGUUAUCUUGCACUUCAGCAAUGAUGGAUACAACUGCAAAACCUAUGUAGUAUUUGUUAUAUUUUCCCUCACCUUAGAGCUAAUUAUAUAUUUUCAUACGAAAACAAGCAUUGUCCUUUCUUUUCCUUUUGGAUUCUGGAAAAGUUCACUUUUAUAUAAAACUAGCAAAUAUACACAGCAUUGCCAAACUA
Molecule: messenger RNA, 975 nt
Organism: Anolis carolinensis (green anole)
Lineage: Eukaryota; Metazoa; Chordata; Lepidosauria; Squamata; Anolidae
Gene: gemin6
Product: gem nuclear organelle associated protein 6
Exons: 3
Coding region: 95-808 (237 amino acids)
Biological process (GO): spliceosomal complex assembly; spliceosomal snRNP assembly
Cellular component (GO): nucleus; SMN complex
Source: RefSeq, a predicted model, not a curated record